GUCAGUAAUGCCGCGAUGACCUGGGUACAUAUUAGAACAACCAGGACUUUAAAGACUUUCUUUGUUGGAUUUAUAAUUGGUUUUCUUGGUGAUUGCUUUGUUCAAAACUUCUGGCAAGACAUUAUGGUGACUUCGCCAAUGCAGAAGUCGACCAGAAACCUGACUGGCAGGGAUUUUCAAAAUGUUAUCAACACUAAACUAAAUGACGAUGUGCCCACAAGAUCAGAUUUUAUUUAUGAAGAUGAUUCCCUCGCUCAGAACCUGAAAUCGCAUGUCAGAGUUUUGAUCUGGGUGAUGACCUCACCGGACAAUAUAGUCAAACUGAAAGCCAAAGCUGUCAGAGACACCUGGGGGAAAAGGUGUAACAAGCUGCUAUUUUUCAGUUCCAAGGAUGACCCUCAGCUGCCAGCAAUAGGACUGAAUGUUACAGAGAGCUAUGAAAAUCUGACAGACAAGACAAGGCAAGCCUUUCACUACAUCUACAGACAUCAUUACAACGAUGCUGAUUGGUUUAUGAAGGCAAACGAUGACACGUACGUCAUUGUUGAAAACUUAAGGUACUUCCUGUCCAAACAAAACUCUGGCGAAGCGGUCUACUUCGGACAUCGGUUAAAUAUAGGCGAGUUUAAUAGCGGCGGCUGUGGCUAUGUACUCAGCAAAGAAGCGCUGCGACGUUUCGGCCAAGACGCUACGUCACUGUGCCAGCAGAAAAGUCUCUACGAAGACGUAGAUAUGGGACUCUGUAUGAAGCGCCUUGGUGUUCGUAUCGGCGAGACCAGGGACUCUCUUGGAAGGAUGAGGUUCUACGCCUUCAAAUUAGAAUUUUUCCUAUUGCGCGAUAAUUACAACAGCACAGAUUUAAUGGAAAAGGGAAGGGAGAGAAUCAGUAACUACGCCAUCAGUUUUCACAAGUUAACUCCCCGCAUGAUGCUGUACACUGACCUAUAUAUCUACCACAUUCAACGGUUUGGUAUAUUCCAGUGUUCUCCAAACUGUGUUCCGUGGGACAAUGGUGUUCCAUGAGGCCUGGAUAAGUGUUCCAUGAGGCCUGGAUAAGUGUUCCGUGAGGCCUGGAUAAGUGUUCCAAGAACUUCUGGAGAAGUUAGACUAGUAGACCUACACGUUAACUAAUCCCCAAGUAAAUGCAGAAAAGAAAAAUUGAUUUUUUUCUUCUUCUCGGUAACGAAAAUAAAUUGUAUAGCAAAAUGACUAAGAACUUUGAACUGAUCUAGCUUCUAACUCUAAUUCUGAACGAAGAUACAAAGAUAAAUCAUUUCAUUAUUUCUGGA
This is a messenger RNA of Biomphalaria glabrata, 1289 nucleotides long. Its product is annotated as glycoprotein-N-acetylgalactosamine 3-beta-galactosyltransferase 1-like. The coding region runs from base 16 to 1023 and encodes 335 amino acids. NCBI's taxonomy places the organism in Eukaryota, Metazoa, Mollusca, Gastropoda, Planorbidae. The record is from RefSeq and is a predicted model, not a curated record. Gene Ontology annotation, cellular component: membrane. Gene Ontology annotation, molecular function: N-acetylgalactosaminide beta-1,3-galactosyltransferase activity. The transcript has 6 exons.